AUGGCGUCAGUUAGGACGGAGAAACAUUUACCUCCGAAUAUUCGGGAUUGCUUCGUUGUAAGAAAUAACGACGAUCCCGUUGACGAAGGAUACAAAAAUCCGUUACCAUUUCAACCGUUGGUCGUCUGUCUGCGUUUCUUGGGCGUCGAAUUCGAUCCUGCACUCCUGAACAAAUCAUCCAAGUUGAGCACAAUUUCUUUGUCCAAAUUUACACCAUGGACACGCCUACCAAUUCUUCGUCAGUCGAAAACAAUUCGACGGUACCCUCCGUUUUGUUUUGGAACCUUAUCGUUGAUUAACGUCAAUUACGGUGUCCUUUUCGUCGGCGUUCAUGCUUCUCUUUUAUUCUUUUCUCGACAAAAAGAAUGGAAAUUUCUCUGGGACAAUGUCCAGCAGAUAUUACAACAUCGCAACGAGUUCAAAGACAUAAGGAAGUCCAUUCGUCGUGUCACAAUCGCCGGCCUUCUGAUCGCUUGUUUGGAAACGUUAGGAUUCAUCAGCUGUUCCCUAGUUCUCAUUGAUUUUAACGAAGGAUUGACAUUAGAAUUUUAUUUCCGUCCAAUCGCCAACUUUUCCUACGUUUACGCGACUUGCGGUUUGCUGUUAUUCGCCAUCAUCGGAUGGACAGUGACGCUGGGAUUCCGCAGUCUCCACCAGGAACUAUUCAGCAACUGUCUGCUGACCACCUUUAACAAUAACGGGUGUCCGGAAACGGUCUCUUUGGCUGAAAAAGGGGAACUGAUUGAAAUGUUGGCCAAUUGGAAACGACUUCACGUUUUGUUAAUCGACACUGUGGACGAAAUCAACGGUUGUCUUGGUCCUGUUCUACUCAUUUGGGUGGCUCACACCUUUGUCGGUUUCAUCGCCACUCCGUUUUAUAUUCUCGAUGGAAUCCAUUUCAACACUGGAUCAUUGAGUUCUUCCAGGGUUUUGCUGAUCAUGAACUUUUGUCUCUUUGCCCAGCAUCUUAUUUUCAUUUGCUCUUUAUCACCGGAAUUUCGAGUCGCAUCUGGCACGAGGCGGCUGCAAAUGGGAAGUUAUUACAGAAAGUGAAUCCAAACGAUUUCUACCAUCUCCAAGACCAGGUAAGCAUGUUGACGACCGAAAUUUUCCUAUCGCUGCCACGCAUCACAGCCAUGGAAUACGGAGACUUGGAUUUUUCGCUU
Messenger RNA from Daphnia pulicaria, 1166 nucleotides. RefSeq lists its product as uncharacterized. The transcript is spliced from 5 exons. The coding region runs from base 1 to 1053 and encodes 350 amino acids. Gene Ontology annotation, biological process: sensory perception of taste. The record is from RefSeq and is a predicted model, not a curated record. Gene Ontology annotation, cellular component: membrane. NCBI's taxonomy places the organism in Eukaryota, Metazoa, Arthropoda, Branchiopoda, Diplostraca, Daphniidae.